AUGGAUUCAAAAAUUGUCUAUCUGCCUGAGGAUAUACUAAACCUAAGACAUCUGAAGCGGUACGAUCACAUAAAACUCGAUGAUUUACUACGUAGACCUCACUAUUUGCAACUUCCAAAAAGAGAUCAUUUUCCAAUUGGCAAUUCAAUUCAACCAGCAUUCUAUCCAGUUUCAGCAUUUAUUCUAGUUCAUCAUCAACAAGAAUAUCAACAUUAUCAAAGAGAGUAUCAAUAUAAUAAUCCAUCAUAUACUCAUUCUCCUAUGCCAUUACACAAUCUGAAUCUCAAUUCAUCUUAUGCACCAGGUAUACAACCUCAACUAUACUCAUUGCCACUUUCUCCUAUUAGCCCGUUACAGCAUUCACCAAUUUCAAUUACAAUGCCUGUUAUUCAAAUAAAUCCUAGCAGAGAAGUACCAAUUGGAUGUAUUCCAGUAUAUAGUUUUCCUCAUGCUUUACCGUUUCCUCACCCACCAUCACCAUUCGCUCUUUCUAUUCCUCCUCCUCCUCCUCCUCCGCCAAUGGAGCCAGGUCUCAGAUACUUUUCACCAAUUAGUCCACAAAAGAAUGAAGAUUUUAUUAAAAUGACUAACCCAGUAAAUAAUAAUAUUGAACUUAAAGAAAAUACAGAAAAUAAAGAUCAAAAUAGUAUAAAUGAUAGUUCCAUUUCCACAUCAUCAUCUAGUGACAUAAUAAUUCAGAUUUAA
Messenger RNA from Candida tropicalis MYA-3404, 705 nucleotides. RefSeq lists its product as uncharacterized. NCBI's taxonomy places the organism in Eukaryota, Fungi, Ascomycota, Pichiomycetes, Serinales, Debaryomycetaceae. The transcript has a single exon. The record is from RefSeq and is a predicted model, not a curated record. Bases 1 to 705 code for a protein of 234 amino acids.